Bipolaris maydis ATCC 48331 is the source of this 2392-nucleotide messenger RNA. RefSeq lists its product as uncharacterized. Gene Ontology annotation, cellular component: ribosome. Lineage: Eukaryota; Fungi; Ascomycota; Dothideomycetes; Pleosporales; Pleosporaceae. The record is from RefSeq and is a predicted model, not a curated record. Gene Ontology annotation, biological process: translation. Gene Ontology annotation, molecular function: structural constituent of ribosome.
GAUCCCUCCCAAGUUACGCCAAACUUGCAUGUCCAUGUACACACCACGGAACAAGGGCCUAGACACCUCCACGAACGGUUUGUGUUUCAUACGAGGCUAAUUGGUGGCUGCAGCAAAUAAUUGCCCAACAUGCCUUUCUCCAAGGCUAGGGCUUGUUCUUCCCGGCCUCCUUGACACACUAACUCGAGGCUCACUGACGGCCAGAGUAUUUAGUCUGGGCAAUAUCUUUGCACUGAACCAUACUCAGUUGCAUAUUCUCUACCUCGACCGUUAGCCUUUGCCUGCAAAUUCAUUCUCACAUAAUUCACUACUCAUCCCUACUACACUUUAAACAUGCCGGGCUGUGCAUGGAAAGAGACCCGCCCAGGGCGCUGGGAGCGUCCCCAAAGUUACCUCGAGAAGAUGAACAUACUCACCCGCAAUGUUCCUAAUGCUAUUGGCCGCGACAAUUGGGCCAAAAACGCCGUUGCCAAACUCAAGUUCCACCCCGAUAUCAAGGAUCCCGCUGCCUAUCUCCAAACCGCAUGGAAACAGGUCCGCUACAACCAUCCCGAGAUUGCCGCUUUCCCAUACAACGGCAACUAUGUUUACCGUGUCGGCGACGCUGAGUCCAUCGCCUUGUGGGUGUCGGCCACUUUCUCUGUUGCCGAAGGUAAAACAGUGGAUGAACUGUUGGGGCGUAUCCCAAGGAACGAACAGAUGAUGUGCUACUUCCUUCCCGAUACAUCCGAAGUCAUGAUCUGGUCGCCACACUACCGCGUCGACGCCCGGGGAGCAAUCUUCUGUCUUAAUCAUCUUGUUGAAUCACUCGCCAACAUGAACCCAGACUUGGUGUUUGGCGGAUGUGCCAAGAACUUGACUCCCAGCAUGGAGGACACUCUUCACAUCAAUCACGAGGUAACACCCGCCAUUGAAGCUCAGGCAGAGAGCCGGCUCGCUUCCCUUGAGCCACACAAGCCAGCCCUGGAGCUAAAGCCAAAGCUCAAAGCUCAGAGGCCGGGAUACACACAAAGGCACUUUAUCAAGCUCUCCAAGAGCGACACAAAACUUGUCAUGGAUUGCUGUGACAAUGCAGCGCUCGCCUUGGAUGUGGUACUGCAUGCAGCUCUCGUGAACGCCGUGGUAAAACUGGCACCGACUGACGAAGCGCGGAGCUUCAUGGCUUCAUUCCAUUACAAUCUCCGUGUCCUGAUCCCCGAGGGUGAAGCUCCAGAGAACUCGCCAACAAGCUAUACGAGCGUGCUUACAACCGAGGUGGUUGUCUCGCCAUGGACCGACUUCGACUCGUAUUACGCUCAACUCGCACCAGUCUAUGCCACUGGCUACGCACCAUACCUGGGCUCAUCUCCUUACUUCCACAAGCUUCUUGAACAGAGGUUGACCGAUUCGAAUCUCGGAAGCAACGGAGAGACGGACGGGCAGUUGCAGCCAAGGUUUGCUUUCUUGGGAACCAUUGACGAAAAGCUAUCCAACAACAUUGGCGACGGCCUUGUCCAGGUAGAGGACUUUUGGCUCGGUGCCGAGACUUUAACCCUACGAAUGAUGGUCCACACCUGGAUAUGGCAAGGCCAACUUGUGCUUAGUAAUACGCACAUCUGGUCGCAGUUGGUCGCAAUGGAUGCCGUACCCAUCUCAAAGAAGCUGAUAGCCUUUGGCAGCAAGAAGAUCUACCUUCCCAAAUUCACAGUUGCGCUUGUACGGACACCCAAGCUAUCGCCCUACCACGCUCGCUUCCUUGUCCCGCUCGACUUUUCAAAAUACGAUCUCCGCGACUACCUCUACCAUGCGUACAACGUCAAAUGCUUCAAUAUCCGCUCGUACGUAAAGCAAAUGCCCGUACGGGAUACGCGCGAACAGCCACGGCACUGGUUCCGCCCAGAAUCUCAAAAGUACAUGACUGUGGAGAUGGAGCAGCCUUUUGUGUGGCCCGAGAUUCCCGACCUGGAGCCAUGGGGACAACGAGAGAAGCAGAGUGAAAUUGAAGAGGCAUCAAGGACAAAUGGAGCUAUAGACAACAAUGACAAGCGCGAAGCGGCCCGGAAACUGCGGGAGCAGGCAAAGAAGUUACUAUACAAGGAUGUGGGUCACCAUGGUGAAAGAUCACAAUUAUCAGAGGAGGUGGAUGCACAGGAUCCAGAGGCUCAGAUGGAGCGGGAGCGGGAAGAGAGGAUGCUGAAGCGCAUGUCAAGAAUAAAACUGUGGGAGAAGGAGAGGACGGGUAAGGCGGUGGAAAGCGACAACCGCAAGCACUACGCCAUCAAGGCAUGAGUCGAUUGAGCGCUAUGUAUGUAUGCUUGUAUUAUAUGCAUCGGGCCGGAGCAGAGGACCAUGAAUGUUGGAAUACAAACUCGGGCCAUUACUACUGGACUGUGCGUUGCAAUCUGUAUUACAC